Molecule: messenger RNA, 927 nt
Organism: Seriola aureovittata
Lineage: Eukaryota; Metazoa; Chordata; Actinopteri; Carangiformes; Carangidae
Gene: haus2
Product: HAUS augmin like complex subunit 2
Exons: 7
Coding region: 146-757 (203 amino acids)
Biological process (GO): microtubule nucleation; centrosome cycle; spindle assembly
Cellular component (GO): HAUS complex; centrosome; mitotic spindle microtubule
Source: RefSeq, a predicted model, not a curated record
UGAGGGGGGCGCUAAUGAGAGCGAGGAGAGUUCAAGCUGCCGAAUCAGUCAGAAGAAGAAGAAGAGGCGGAACCAAAUCAACUGGCGGGCUCCGAUCAGCUGGAGCCGUUUUAUGGAUUUUAGGGACGAUUCUUCGGUUUGAACAAUGCAUCAGUGGGAUGUGUCCCUGUUCUCAGUGACUCCAGCUGCUGCCCUGUUGUCCAGAUGUGUCUCCAGAGGAGCUGUGUCUCAGGAGGUAAUAGACUCCGCCUCCUCCAGGCAGAGCCCCAUCUUCUCCUCUCACCUGCAUGAGGCUGUACAGCGAGUCAGAACGCAGAGACAGCUGGACGAGGUGCAGCUGGAGGUGGAACUGCUGAAGGAGGAGAAGAAGAGCGCCGACGUCACGCACACAUUUUACCUCACUCGGAGGUUCCAGAUGUUGCAGAUGUUCUGUGGUCACCUGCAAGAGCUCCUGAAGGAUCAGAACAGUCUGAGACAGAGACUGAUGAGACCUCUGGGUCGCACCAACCUGCCCGUCCAGGCUCAUCUGCAUAGGUCUGUGGUGGAGGUUGUGAAGAUGCUGCUGGACUUCAUAGAGACCCUGGAGGAGAAGCUGGACUCGGUGCACAGCUGCACCACCACCAGAGACCGGCUCACUCAGCUGAAUACCUCUCUCGCCCAGCUGCUGGCGCAGGUGGCAGAGGUGCAGAGUUUAUCCAAUCAGGUUCUUCAGUGGAAGGAUGUUGUGAGCAGCCUGCAGAGUGACCCCUCUGCCUGAUGACCUCUGACCCCUCACCUUCAGCCCCCUCCUCCUCCUCCUCCUCCUCCUCGUACAAACCGAAACCUGGACGUGGACUCUGAGACCUGCUCACAGACCUCCAUCAGGUCUCACGUUGAAAACUUGAUGAUGUUAUUUUGUUUUUUGUAAUAAAUAAAAUUUUGGUCGAA